AUGGUCGUCUACAUGAUGCAUUUCAACGCUCCGGCCAUCAACGCAUCAGGUGCGCUAUCAACGGAGGCAAUACUGGGUGUGCAGAUAGUCAUCUGGUCAGGCCUAGAGAUGAACAUUGCCUUCGCAUGUGGGUCUGUGCCGGCCGUCAAACCGUUGUUGUCCUUGCUCUUUCCCUCGCUCAACUUCAAGACCCGCCAUUACGCGAAGCAGAGAGCGCAAAAGCUCGUUAGGGACAGCCAAAAUCAAGAUUCGCCUUCGCACCCCAGCUCCGCCAAGUCCUUGUACCCCCUCAACUCCUUGCGAAAGUACGGGCAAAGCCUGGACGAUAGCCUUUCGAGAACAACGCGCAACGACAUGGAACUCGAGCUGAUCCAAGCCCAGAAUGCCAUUAUCGUGGAGCGGUCAGUCGAACAAGGCACGGAACUAGGAACAGUAGAAGACUACAACAGGAGGUUUCCUGGCCUGCCAGCCUGGGAUACCGAAUGUGGGCGGACGCUGUGA
Messenger RNA from Cryphonectria parasitica EP155, 501 nucleotides. RefSeq lists its product as uncharacterized. Lineage: Eukaryota; Fungi; Ascomycota; Sordariomycetes; Diaporthales; Cryphonectriaceae. The transcript is spliced from 2 exons. The record is from RefSeq and is a predicted model, not a curated record. Bases 1 to 501 code for a protein of 166 amino acids.